AUGGAUUCUGUCAAGAAGAAUAUUUAUAAGGUGAAGGGCAACGACAAAGAUUGCGGAAGACAAAAUGCAUUAAUUCUGCCAAUGAAAAAGAAACUGGCCAGCGAGUUCGUCCUCAAGGCACGGCCCUUUGUUUCAGAGCAGGUGAUCAGUCUCACUCAGCGGCAAUACUUGGAAGGAAUGCGAAGCAUUAGAUACAAGAUCAUCCGCUCUAAUUAG
Penicillium coprophilum is the source of this 216-nucleotide messenger RNA. RefSeq lists its product as uncharacterized. The transcript has 2 exons. The coding region runs from base 1 to 216 and encodes 71 amino acids. Lineage: Eukaryota; Fungi; Ascomycota; Eurotiomycetes; Eurotiales; Aspergillaceae. The record is from RefSeq and is a predicted model, not a curated record.